AUGGAUCGGAUGAAUGAUGGGUGUGACUAUAGGCUCCUUGCAGUACCGCGAAAUUAUGGCCUUCCAGCGACGCUUUCUGCGAGAAAGACUUGGAAAACGCGGUACCUCCCUUCGCAUCUAUCACGUAGACUGUUCGGUGUUGAGGGAGCAAACGCUGGGUUCUCCCCGCUCGGAAUGGGAAAUUCACUCCCCUUUCUCACCUCCGCCACUGCAAAACGGUACUGCGUUUGUGGUUGUGAAUCUAUUCCAGCAGCGCAGAAUCGCGUGGUUUAGCUUAGUGUCGUCAUUCAUCGACAGAGACGCCACUUUACUUUUGCAUUUGCUCAAG
Mycena indigotica is the source of this 328-nucleotide messenger RNA. RefSeq lists its product as uncharacterized. The coding region runs from base 1 to 273 and encodes 90 amino acids. The transcript is spliced from 3 exons. The record is from RefSeq and is a predicted model, not a curated record. NCBI's taxonomy places the organism in Eukaryota, Fungi, Basidiomycota, Agaricomycetes, Agaricales, Mycenaceae.